Botrytis sinoallii is the source of this 1473-nucleotide messenger RNA. RefSeq lists its product as uncharacterized. The record is from RefSeq and is a predicted model, not a curated record. NCBI's taxonomy places the organism in Eukaryota, Fungi, Ascomycota, Leotiomycetes, Helotiales, Sclerotiniaceae. The transcript has 4 exons. The coding region runs from base 1 to 1473 and encodes 490 amino acids.
AUGAGUGAAGCCCUCUCAGAUUACACGGUCACGUUGCCGAAGGUACCGAUAUAUCUAGACACGAUACAGGAAAUCGACACUGAAAGCUCGACGACAGUGGCGCAGACCUUGAAUCUCGAUGGCUUUGAUGGGACUCGGGAAAGGGACGAUCAAACUUAUGGUUUUGUUCAGCUUUCGAAGUCGGGAAAGAAGAUUUCAUCGAGACAAGUUCCAGCAGGAACUCAUAUGUCUCCGCUCCAUCAAUUUGUAACCUCUCCUUUCAAUUUGAUGCCAUUAUCUCCAACGUUUUCGGAUUCUUCAGGUCAGUCUCUUUUGUACGGCGUAUCGAAAAUAUCAGUGUUGUCGAAUCCUCCACGGGAGGACGAAGAUGACUACCGUCUUGAAAAGUCAGACUUUAUACGCAAGGAAUUGAGGAAGCCGGUAUUUCCAAUCAAUGAGAUACACACGCUGGAAAGUCUGAUCGAUGACCUACUCGAUGAAGGACCAUCUCUCGAAUUCGAAGUUAUCACUUAUGCCCGGCUGGACAAGAUAGUCGAGGAGAUUUUGCAACACGUCCGGAACAAUUUUCUCAGCCAAGGACCUUCAUUCAGACAGAUUAUGAGGAAAGCGCAAAAGCUUCGCGAACAGUGGAUUGAAACUUUCGGAGACAGGUUUCACACUAUGGAUGAUGAGCGAUUGAGGUUCAUGAAGGAAUCUGGCUGUCUUCGGGACAUUGAGCUACAGACCACUUCUGAGAUAUCUGAAUUAGAUGGUCCUACGUGGAAAAUAAGAAGGGCCGCAACAUUUUCGGAGAAGGAGGCCAAUGAGAAUUUCGAGCCAGGAGCUUGGUUUCUUAACACCCAUUGUGCUGUUCGGGAUGGGAUUUUGCCUGAUGCAAAGGAUGGGUUUACUUGGGGAGUGAAUGGUAAACCAAUUGCAUUUUCCAUGCUUUCUGGGUUUGAAGUUAAAGGUUCCGGAAAGAGACAAUGGGUACAUAUCAUCGAAUCGAGAGUCUGCGCAUACCACGCUCGCCGGCUCAUGUGUAUCGGGAAUGUGAUCAGACUUCUGCGGGGCUACAAAUUGAAAAGUGAAAGGGCACCCAGACUCGGUGUUCGAUAUGAUGGCCUCUAUAAGAUCGAAAGUUGGGGCCAAGUUCUCUUGAAGCUUUCGGCGGGACCUGACAUCUAUCGUAACACCAUAACCCUAGUGGAACUCUCAGGACAAAAUACAAUGGAAGACCUGGAUGUGAUUCCAACUCCGUGGCAGAUGGACAACUUCUUGAUUUAUAAGAAGAUGAUUGAGAAUGAUAUCAAGGCACGCGAAGGUGAAGCUGCUUACAAAGAAUACAAGUCCUCGGAAGGUAAAAAAGAAGCGGCUCGAAAGGCUUUUGUAUCGAAAUUGAAGUCCUACGACCAGCCUGCAUACAAAUUGCUACAUUGUACGACUCACAGACUUGAGAAUGCAUUUCCGCUUCCACUAUCAUUCGAAGCAUAA